AUGUCUUCCGCGUCAACAAACCCGAACACCGGCUUUCUCGCACCUCCGCCUACAGAAGGGGCAGGUGCAGGUGCUGGACAAACGUCGAGCUUCCACGACGCCCCAGAUUCGAGCGAUCUGAACCAGCCGGGCCCGGCGGAUGCGAAGACGCAGCGGUCACGAUGGCCCACCCGCAAGAUGACACUCAAGAGUAGCAGCAACAAGAGGUUGUCAAUCCUCGGUCGCGCCAACAAGAAACACAAUGGCAAUGAGAAGAACCGCCUCUCCGGUGACCCCAACAACGUCAAUGCCGAAAGCCAAGGGAGCGAGGUCGAAGAACACAGCGCAGGCAGGAAACUCUUCUUCAACCUCGACCUCCCUCGUGAAAUGGUCGACGAGGACGGUGCUCCAAUUCAGCAAUACGCCAGGAAUAAGAUUAGGACCGCGAAGUACACGCCCAUGUCAUUCGUGCCGAAAAACUUGUGGUUUCAAUUCCACAACAUUGCUAACAUUUUUUUCCUCUUCGUUGUCGUCCUUGUCUUUUUUCCCAUCUUUGGCGGUUACAACCCUGGGCUCAAUUCGGUUCCUCUCAUCGCCAUCAUCGCCAUUACUGCCAUCAAGGACGCCAUCGAAGACUACCGUCGCUCCAACCUCGACAAUGAGCUCAACAAUGCACCCGUUCACCGUCUGCGAGGCUUCAAUAAUAUCAACGUGCAAGAGGACAACGUGUCCGCUUGGAGGAAGUUCAAGAAGGCCAACUCGGCAUUUUUCGGCUCCUUGUGGCACGCGAUGAAAGCGAUAUGGUCCAAGAAGGCCCGAGAAGACCGCGAGAAGCAGCGUCUUGCUCGCCAGGAGGCCGAGAUGCCUCGCCGGUCGAUCGAGACACAGCGCCAGUCGUUCAUGUCGACGCGUGACGAAGACAUUCAGAUGACCCCUGUGCCUUCUCCGAUGCCCCGCCAGAACCUCGAACUACCCAGCGAGCACGACGAGAGGCGCGCGCACCAACAGAAACAGCUGAAAGGCGACGUCAUUAACCGAGAGCUGCCAGUCAAAGGCAGUGCUCGUUUCCACCGGGAUGCCUGGAAAGAUCUCAGGGUCGGCGAUUACGUGCGAAUCUACAACGACGACGAAAUUCCUGCCGACAUUGUCAUCCUGGCGACCUCCGACCCGGAGGGUGCGUGCUACGUCGAGACGAAGAACUUGGAUGGUGAGACGAACCUCAAGUUCCGUUCGGCUCUGCGAUGCACUCGCUCUAUGAAGCACGCCAGGGAUGCCGAGCGAGCGCAGUUCUGGAUGGACAGUGAGGCGCCUCAGGCCAACUUGUACAAGUACAACGGCGCCAUCAACUGGCAACAGAAGUUUGACGGUCUCGACUCGGAACCCCACAACAUGGUUGAACCCAUCACCAUCGACAACAUGCUCCUUCGUGGCUGCAACUUGAGAAACACCGAUUGGGCUUUAGGUAUUGUCAUGUUUACCGGGCACGACACCAAGAUCAUGAUCAACUCAGGUAUCACGCCUAGCAAGCGAGCUCGCAUAGCACGCGAGCUCAACUACAAUGUUAUUUGGAACUUUGGCAUCCUGGUAGUCAUGUGUCUUACGGCCGCCAUAGUCAACGGCACAUCGUGGGCUAGGACCGAUCGGUCACUGUCAUUCUUCAACUAUGGAUCCAUAGGAGGUUCCGCUCCAAUGACCGGAUUCAUCACUUUCUGGGCCGCCAUGAUUUUCUUCCAGAACUUGGUCCCCAUCUCUCUCUACAUCACGCUGGAAAUUGUGCGUCUGCUGCAGGCCAUCUUCAUCUACAGCGACGUUGAGAUGUACUACGCCCCAAUCGACCAGCCGUGUAUCCCCAAGUCCUGGAACAUCUCGGACGACCUGGGUCAAAUUGAGUACAUUUUCUCCGACAAGACCGGUACCCUGACGCAGAACGUCAUGGAAUUCAAGAAGGCCACAAUCAACGGGCAGCCGUACGGUGAGGCGUACACCGAAGCGCAAGCCGGCAUGCAGAAGAGGAUGGGCAUCGAUGUUGAGAAGGAGGGCGAGAGAGCAAGAGCCGAAAUUGCAGAGGGCAAAGUACGGUCCCUUGAGGGUCUCCGCAGGAUCCACGAUAACCCGUACCUGCACGACGAGGAUCUGACCUUUAUCGCGCCUGACUUUGUAGCCGACUUGGCUGGCGAGUCCGGACCCGAGCAGCAGGCCGCCAACGAACACUUCAUGCUUUGUUUGGCUCUUUGCCACACUGUCAUUGCAGAGCGACCACCCAGCGACCCUCCCAAGAUUGUUUUCAAGGCGCAGUCCCCCGAUGAAGCUGCGUUGGUCGCCACGGCGAGAGAUAUGGGGUUUACGGUGCUCGGCACCUCAGCCGAGGGUGUCAACCUCAAUGUUAUGGGCGAGGAGCGCCACUACCCGAUCAUGAACACGAUCGAGUUCAACUCGAGCCGCAAGAGGAUGAGCAUCAUCCUUCGCAUGCCUGACGGCCGCAUUCUCCUAAUUUGCAAGGGUGCCGAUAGCGUGAUUUACUCCCGCCUCAGGCGCGGAGAGCAGGCCGAACUCAGGAGAUCCACAGGCGAGCAUCUCGAGAUGUUUGCUCGGGAGGGACUGCGGACCUUGUGCAUUGCGCAAAGAGAGCUCAGCGAGGGCCAGUACAGUGCCUGGCUUGAGGAACACAACGCCGCAGCUGCUGCGCUUGACGACCGAGAAGAGAAGUUGGAGGCGGUCGCGGACCGUCUCGAGCAGGACCUCACCCUCCUCGGUGGCACCGCUAUCGAGGACCGACUCCAAGACGGCGUCCCUGACACCAUCGCCCUGCUCGGCCAGGCAGGCAUCAAGCUCUGGGUUCUUACUGGUGACAAGGUCGAGACGGCCAUCAACAUUGGUUUCUCGUGCAACCUGCUGAACAACGACAUGGAGUUGAUCCACCUGAAGAUUGAGGAGGACGAAACAGGGGAUACUCCUGAUGACGUGUUCCUCACUCAAGUCGAUGAAUUGUUGGACACACAUCUGCAGACCUUCGGCAUGACCGGCAGCGACGAGGAACUGGUCAAGGCCAGGGACAACCAUGAACCUCCCGACGCUACUCACGGUCUCGUCAUCGACGGCUUCACGCUCAAAUGGGUACUGCACGAGUCACUGAAGCAGAAGUUCCUCCUCCUGUGCAAGCAGUGCAAGUCGGUCUUGUGCUGCCGUGUCAGCCCCGCCCAGAAAGCCGCUGUCGUGUCGCUUGUCAAGAAUGGUUUCGAUGUCAUGACCCUGUCUAUCGGUGACGGCGCGAACGAUGUAGCCAUGAUCCAGGAGGCAGACGUCGGUGUUGGAAUUGCUGGCGUGGAGGGUCGGCAGGCCGUCAUGUCUUCCGACUAUGCCAUUGCACAGUUCCGUUUCCUCCAGAGACUGGUCUUGGUACACGGCAGAUGGUCCUACCGUCGACUGGCCGAGUCGAUUUCCAACUUCUUCUACAAGAACGUCAUCUGGACAUUUGCUCUGUUCUGGUAUCAGAUCUACUGUGACUUUGAUAUCACAUACAUCUUCGACUACACCUACAUCCUCUUCUUCAACCUGUUUUACACCUCGGUCCCUGUCGCCAUAAUGGGCGUCCUCGAUCAAGAUGUCUCUGACAAGGUCUCCUUGGCAGUGCCUGAGCUAUACCGUCGUGGCAUCGAGCGACGGGAGUGGACUCAGACCAAGUUUUGGCUCUACAUGGUGGACGGUAUCUACCAAUCUGUCAUGGCUUUCUGGAUUCCUUACCUGACUGUGGUAUCAACAAGCUUCGUCACCUUUAACGGUCAGAAUAUCGAAGACCGCACGAGACUGGGCGCCUACAUCGCUCACCCCAUUGUCCUCACAAUCAACAUGUACAUUCUGAUCAACACGUACCGGUGGGAUUGGUUCAUCGUGCUGUGCGUCGUCAUCAGCGACGCCAUGAUCUUCCUGACGACUGGCAUCUUCACGGCGCAGACCUCUUCAGGUGCCUUCUACGGCGCCGGCGCGCAGAUCUACAGCCAGGCCUCGUUCUGGGCCGUCUUGUUCAUCGUGCCCGUCGUCUGCCUCUUCCCCCGAUUCGCGAUCAAGGCACUGCAGAAGGUGUACUUCCCCUACGACGUCGACAUUAUCCGCGAGCAAGAACGACAGGGCAAGUUCGCGCACCUCAACCAGGCACCGCUGGAUAAGGAAGUCGAUGCCACAACGGCCGGACGAUCGAGCGCCCGAGCGUCGACGUCGUCUGACAGCGAGCCAAAGGGUAAGCACAUGCACUAUGCCAGCGUCGACGAAGACAGAAGACCAAUCUAUCCCCCCUCAGUUGCGACGCGUACGACGCACAACCCACGAAGCCAGAACGGUAGCGAUGGCACGAACUACACGGGGCACCGCAUGUCGUUGGACUUGGCGCCUCCUAUUCGGCCUUCUUUCGACCGAGCUCGCCCAUCCUACGACCGAAUCCGGGCAUCGAUGGACCGCGUCCGGCCCAGCUUCGAGGCAAGCAGCGAUUUCACAUCGGCUGCACGGCUGUCACGAAUCGAGUCGAGCCAGUCUGCCGGUCACCUCUUCCACCGACGCUUCCGCGGGCUGUCCACGUCCAAGAGCGCCAAUCAAUAA
Molecule: messenger RNA, 4569 nt
Organism: Verticillium alfalfae VaMs.102
Lineage: Eukaryota; Fungi; Ascomycota; Sordariomycetes; Glomerellales; Plectosphaerellaceae
Product: phospholipid-transporting ATPase
Exons: 3
Coding region: 1-4569 (1522 amino acids)
Biological process (GO): phospholipid translocation
Cellular component (GO): plasma membrane
Molecular function (GO): ATP hydrolysis activity; ATP binding; magnesium ion binding
Source: RefSeq, a predicted model, not a curated record